GCUCAGACCCAUCAUGCCAUGCCACUGACUGCAAUCUCCAGCAUCUUAGCCAGAGCACAGAAAAACUAGAGAACUUCUAGACUAAAGGAGUGAUUGAACACCAGGAGAGCCUUCACCGAGAGCUUGGGGACUCUCUGCCAGGAAAUUCUUUCCAAAAGCCAGCCUGUGUCAUGAUGUACCCUGCCAGCCCCGGGUCUGGAGACUCCCCAGAAGGCUUCUCGGAACAACAACGACUCCAGCCACGAAUGAGAGGUCAGGCGCUUCAGGCACUGCCUCCCGGGAUGCGGGAAAUAAUGACAACAGCUGAUGCCUUUCUUACAUGCCGGAAGAAUGUCCUGGCGAAGAGCUCACCCCCCCAGGCCGAGGGGGAGUUUGCUCUGUCUCCAGAAGAGGAGAGAGAAGGCCUGCUGCAGCAGUGGCGAGAAGAAGAGGCCAACAGGUUGCUCUCGCCCGCCGGCGGGGGUGCUUGUUUGGAGAAGGGGCUGGCCCGUGGGGAAGGCAGUUUGGCACUCCUAAUGGCCAGCUCCGUGGAGCAGCAGGACGUGGCUUCGGAAGACAAGUGGUCCAGCGUGCAGCUCAGUGACCUCCGCACUCUGGUGCUCGGAGAACCUUACCCCGGGGUGCAGCAGGAAGAGGGGCCUUUCCCCAAAGCGGACGCAGACACGUGGGUGGCCAUCCCCACGCCACCGGACCGCCAGUUUCCAGACUGCGAGGCCCCUCCCGAGGUUGCCCUGUGUACGGACCAGUGGGAAGAAGGUCCUGCCGUGGCAUCUUGGAGCUUAGCGCCCGAGUUGGGGCCGGAAGGGGAAGCGUCCGGUUGGCCCUUCGAGGGUUUGGAGUACGUGCCGGCUCCUUCGCUGGAAGUACCUUACCACGAAAUCUUGUGGCGCGAAUGGGAGGAACUCUCCCCGCAGCCAGAGGCUCGGCAGGGGCUGCCGGCGGGGAACUGCUCUCCGUUCCAGUUCACCGUCAUGUCCUACAACAUCCUCGCCCAGGACCUGGUGCAUCAGUGCCCGGAGCUCUACCUGCACUGCCACCCCGACGUCCUCAACUGGGACUAUCGCUUCGCCAACCUCUUGCAGGAGUUCCAGCACUGGGACCCGGACAUCCUGUGUCUCCAGGAAGUGCAAGAGGAUCACUACUGGGAGCAGCUGGAGCCGGCCCUGAGGAUGAUGGGCUUCACCUCUUUCUACAAGAGGAGGACCAGGUGCAAGACGGAUGGCUGUGCCAUAUGCUACAAGCACACCCGCUUCCGCCUGCUCUCCUCGAGCCCCGUGGAGUAUUUCCGGCCUGGACUGGAGCUCCUCAACCGCGACAACGUGGGGCUGGUGCUCCUGCUGCAGCCGCUGGUCCCGGAGAGCUCGGGCCCCGGAGCCACGGGGCCCCUGUGUGUGGCCAACACCCAUCUGCUGUACAACCCCCGCCGGGGGGACAUCAAGCUGGCCCAGAUUGCCAUCCUCCUGGCCGAGGUGGACAAGAUGGCGAGGCUGGAAGACGACAGCUACUGCCCCAUCAUCCUCUGUGGCGACCUGAACUCCGUCCCCAACUCACCGCUCUACGACUUCAUCCGGAAGGGGCGGCUCCGGUACCGAGGGAUUCCGGUGUGGAAGGUGUCUGGGCAGGAAGACUUCUCCCAUCAGCUUUACCAGAGAAAGCUGUCCACCCCUCUGUGGCCCAGCUCUCUGGGCAUCUCGGAUAGCUGCCAGUACACCGCAUCCUGCCUCCCAAAGAUUGCCGAGAAACGCAAGUAUAACCGGGACUUCCUGCUGAGCUUGCGCUUCUGUGACAUCGCUUGCCAGCGGCCCAUGGGGCUGGUCCUGUUAGAAGGAGUAACCGACGCCACUUCAGAGCGUCCCAAGGGCUGGUCCCGGUCUAUCCCUGAGGCAGACUCUAAAGACCUCCAACCUUUCCUCCCCAGUACCGCAGACACUCUCCAGCACAGCCUCCGCCUGACCUCUGUCUAUAGCCACUUCCUGCCCCAGCAGGGCUGCCCUGAGGUCACCACGGUGCCCUUGGGCCUGGGUGCCACGGUGGAUUACAUAUUCUUCUCAGCCAAGCCUUCGGAGGACGGGCCCGGAGCCAGCCAUGACCGGUCCUGGGGCAGAGCCCUGAAGCUGCUCGGCCGCCUCUCCCUCCUGUCCGAAGAGGUCAUCUGGGCUGCUAAUGGCUUGCCGAACCCUUUCUGCUCUUCGGACCACCUCUGCCUGCUGGCCAGCUUCGAGGUGGAGGUUGCCGCCCCAUGAAGGGGCUGUCAGGGAAGAAGGGUUUCUCCUCCAGACGAUACCAUUAGAUUGGAGACCGGAAACCUCAAGUUCUGCGUUCUUAAUGCCCGGGCAGCGCCCCUGCCCCACUGCAUCCUCCAACUCGGCUGGCUUUUCCCACCCUUCCCAAGUCUCCCACCACCCCCAGUCCCUUCCUUCUAGGCCUCCCUCACUCUGGGAGAUUCUCCCCUUUCUACUGUUGGCCCAGCUCUCUCCUCCACCCCUGUGGACCAGGGUUGCCAGCGUUUUUGAUCUCAUUGGUUGUUUGCUUCCAGUCAGUGCUCAGUAAGCUCACACCCCUCAUAGCUGCCAGCCGCCAGCAGUUAUUCAGUCCCACCCAGCGGCCCCCCUCCCUACACCUCCCUCAGUGGCCCAUCGGGCUGGCACUGUGUGUACACGACAAUGCUUUCCCCCACAAUGGGUUGUUGCUGCGAGGGUCAGGACUGCCCCCUCUUUCGCCCUGCCCACCUCGUUCUGUCUGGGAAUUGGUCUCCUGGGAGGAGUGGACACUUUGUAGUCUGAGCUCCUCGCUGCAGAGCUUCGGGGGCUGCGCCUGAAGUCGCCCCUUCCUCCUGUGGUCCCUCUCUGGUUUGCUUCGGUGUGCGCUGCCCCCUAAAAUGUUGACUCUCAGCUUCUCAGAGCAUAGGAAUCCACACACAGGGAGCCCUUCUGAAGCUCCCUGGAGCCAUCAGGCGAAGGGGCUAGGGGAGCUGAGGUCUGACAGACACGUGGACCGUAAAUGGCUCCCCGCCAGCGAUGCUUCUGCGAUGCCCGGUCUCCCUCUCUUAGGGCAGACUGAAACUUUGGAGCUAAGGUGGAUGUAGCACAAGUGGGAGUUGGAAAGAGUCGAGCUCAUGGACUAAAGCCAAAGAGAGGCUUGGGACCCGAAACCCAGUGUGACUGGGGGGCUCAGGUAUCGGGGGGCGGGAAUUGGGGAGGGCUUUGCCGAGGGGAUCAACCUAGACCCUCCACUGAGGCUGAAGCCCGAGGUCUGGAGAGUGAAGCCAGAGCUGCUUCUGUUUCCCUUCCCCCUCCCCUCCUUCACCCAACAAACUGUGUUCUGCCGGAGAGGCCAUACCAAGGAGAUUCCACAUCCCCUUUAUUAGUGGGAGAUUUCUGUAUUUGGGGGCAGAAUCUGGGGUAGAGCUGGGGUUGGGGAUGUGUUGUAGGGAACCCGGCUGGGCUCUGGCCUCUGGACAGUGCUUUGCUGGUCAGCCAAGCGGCUGACUCUUACUGCCCAACCCCCCGGGCAGCGGCAAAGACCCCCAGGGCGUUCCCCUGGGUCUCUGGUGCUUGGGUGAGGCUGGGCUUCCCACGUGCAAUGGUCCUACUGGCUUAUAUUUGGGUCAGGGCCUUUGAGGGGCCACUGGGGCAUGGUUUGGGGGUGUCGAUGUCCUCACUGCUCCGGGGUGGGGAGGCUAGGGGGGGAUUGGUCUCCCCUAAGGACUGUGGUUGGACCUGCUUGCCGCCUCGCUUCUUCAAGUGACAUCUUCGCUCGGGCAGUAGCCUUUCUAAGGAAAGCAGGCCGAUUGCGCUCCUGCCCCAUCCCUCCUUGUUCCAAGCCUCAACCUUCAGUGCCGGGCCUGGGGUCAGGCCCACAGGGUGUCCAUCUGGGCUCGGCCUGUUUCUGUUUUGGGAAAGGAAGAAUCUUGAAUGCUAAUUAAAAGUUAUUUUUUUUUAGUA
Messenger RNA from Tachyglossus aculeatus (Australian echidna), 3944 nucleotides. RefSeq names its product angel homolog 1 (gene ANGEL1). The transcript has 11 exons. NCBI's taxonomy places the organism in Eukaryota, Metazoa, Chordata, Mammalia, Monotremata, Tachyglossidae. Bases 171 to 2243 code for a protein of 690 amino acids. Gene Ontology annotation, molecular function: 3'-5'-RNA exonuclease activity. The record is from RefSeq and is a predicted model, not a curated record.